GGUUUUUCUCUUGAAUACUUUCAGACAGUCAGGGGACUUGCUGCUGUCUGAGGGGUUUCUGUCACUGUCACUAUGGCCGCUGCUGACACACACCAGAGCACAGCUCCUUUCUCUCUGGACUCUUACCACGUUUCUGAGGAGCUCGGCUUCAUCCUCCCUGAGCCUCUGACAGAGCUGCCUCCGUACUAUCAGCCAUGGAUGGAUGUUGCCCUGCGAGUUCCAGAGCUUGUGGACUCUCACGAGCUGCGCUCCCUCAUUAACAAGAUGCCGCUGCUGAGCAGCCACUUUCUCCAGAAUCACCGCGAGUUACGACUGGCCCACCUGGCCCUCGGGGUGAUGACCAUGGGCUACGUUUGGCAGGAGGGAGAGAAAGACACAGUUGAUGUGCUUCCACGUAACCUGGCUGUUCCGUUCUGGGAGAUCUCACAGCGCUUAGGACUUCCCCCGAUCUUCACUCAUGCUGAUGGAGUUCUGGCUAACUGGAAGAAGAAGGAACGUGACGGGCCUUUCCACAUGGAGAACCUGGAGCUGCUGCUCAGCCUCCCGGGUGGAGACAGUGUCCGAGGCUUCUUCAUGGUCACUCUCCUGGUGGAGCUGGCAGCGGUUCCUGCACUGAGGAACAUUCCUGCAGUGAUCAACGGCAUCAGGUGCGGCGACUCCGAGGCCGUGGUCAGAGCUCUGGACGACAUCGGCCGCUCUCUACAGGACAUGACGGACGCUCUCAAACUCAUGCAAGUGUACGUGGAGCCUUCGGUCUUCUACGGCAUAAUGAGGAUCUACCUGUCCGGGUGGAAAGACAACCCCAGUAUGCCGAACGGUUUGAUCUAUGAGGGCGUUCGCACGGAAGCGAUGGAGUUCUCAGGAGGAAGUGCGGCACAGAGCAGUUUGCUGCACUGCUUUGAUGAACUCCUGGGGAUCAAACAUGAAGAGAAAAGUGGUGCAUUUCUAACCCGUAUGAGGAACUACAUGCCACCUGCUCACAAACAGCUGAUCGAGGACAUUUCUUUGGCGCCUUCGCUCAGGAGUUUUGUGCAGCAGCAGCAGGCCAACGAGAGGCUGAGCCAGGCCUUUCACCUCUGCGUCGCCAAGCUGCUGGCCUUACGCAACUACCACAUCAACGUGGUGAGCCGCUUCAUCACGGUGCCUGCUGCCCGUGCCCGACAAAUCCGUAACCAGAGCCAGGACUGUGACGGGGGGAUUAUCAGCAGAGCACCCACAGCUCUGGAGGAGAGGGGCACCGGCGGCUCCGGUAUCAUGAUCUUUCUUAAAACUGUGAGGGACCAAACAAAAGACGCCUUCCUGCCUGAGACAAGUGAAGACACGAAGCUGGUGUGAACCGAGUGUCAAUGACAUCACCUCGAAACGAGCAAUAAAUCACGUCUAUAACUUA
Solea senegalensis (Senegalese sole) is the source of this 1390-nucleotide messenger RNA. RefSeq names its product indoleamine 2,3-dioxygenase 1 (gene ido1). Lineage: Eukaryota; Metazoa; Chordata; Actinopteri; Pleuronectiformes; Soleidae. The record is from RefSeq and is a predicted model, not a curated record. The coding region runs from base 73 to 1335 and encodes 420 amino acids. Gene Ontology annotation, biological process: 'de novo' NAD+ biosynthetic process from L-tryptophan. Gene Ontology annotation, cellular component: cytoplasm. Gene Ontology annotation, molecular function: metal ion binding; heme binding; L-tryptophan 2,3-dioxygenase activity. The transcript has 10 exons.